AUGAACCGCACGCUGUGGGGAGCGCUGCGGCCGCCGCUGCCAACGAACGCCUGGUGGGGCAACCUGGUGUACGAGGAGGGGAUGCAGACGCUGGCGCCGUUGCCCUACCUCAUGCGCGCGACCAACCGGGGCGUGGUGGUGUGCUACCCGUCGGCCAUCGCCGAGCACAACUUCGUGUCCAGCCACUUCCUGGAGGACAUCCAAAUGGAGAUAUUGGAAGAGGUGAUAGCGCGCAAUCUACUGCACUACGACCCCAUGACCGUCUCUAUGCGUUGGCAGACGGUGCUGCGCGAGGGAGCCAGCGGCACGAUGAAGGCCCAUGUGGCACGAGGCUCGCCCUACGCCACCUUUACCUUCAACAGCGUGACACCGACCAUCAAAAGCCGGUUCGCAUUCGUUAGCCCCCUACAGGUGGAGCAAACGGGCACCAAAUUCCGGCUGGAGCUGAACGACGGCCAGGUCUGGCUCAUCUACACCUCGGCGCCCCUCACCCUGGCCUUCGGCGACCACUCGAGCCCCAUCGUCGCCCGAUCGCCGUUCACCGGAUCCAUGCGAAUCGCGCGCCUCCUGAACGCCACCCAUGAGGCGGUCCUGGACGCUCACAGCGACGUAUACGCAAUCGGCAGCGACGUUCAAAUGGCUGGGCUCGACGAAGACUCGGCGGCACUUCGGUUCACCUUCGACACGGCUUCUAUGAGCGGGCGCGGGCGCGGGAGCCUGCUGACUUUGGCGUUACCUCACCAUGACGAUUUUCGAGUUACGGGGGAGGGCGUGGCGUUGGAUGGGGCGUACCGGUCGAUCAAGGGGCCCAUGAAGGGUGUGGUGGGGGACGUGUGGGACAUGCGUGUGGAGAUGCCGGAUAUCGGUUGGACCUCACCGCGGCCCAUAGAUGAAGACAAGGUUGAGGACAUUCGCGAAGCAGUGCACUCGGAUCAGUUCGUCUUGCCCGUCUCUGUGGACGUCUACCAGUUCGCUCGGCAGGUGGCGGGGCUGGGCCGCGUGGCGCUGAUCGCGGAUGAAGUGGGGGAGACGCAAAUCGCGGCAGACGUGCGUGAGCGCAUGAAGGAGGUGCUGGAGCCGUGGUACGUGGGCACAAAUGUGCACAAGCUUCUGUAUGACGUGGACUGGGGCGGAUUGGUGACGUGGCAGAGCCUGCAAGACCGCCAGCAAGACUUCGGCAGCGCCAUGUACAACGACCACCAUUACCAGUACGGGUACCUAACCUACGCGGCGGCCGUCAUCGCCAAGGAGGACAAGCGCUGGCUGGACUCCCACCGCCAGAAAGUCCUGGAGCUGGUCCGCGACUACGCUAACCCCAACCGCGCCGACCGCUACUAUCCCUUCGCCCGCCACUUCGACUUCUACCUGGCCCACAGCUGGGCGGGCGGCCUGUGGGUCUUCGACGCGGGGCGCAACCAGGAGUCCUCAUCCGAGGCCGUGAACGCCUACUACGCUCUAUACCUUUUGGGAUCCGCCAUGGAAGACAAGCAGCUAGGGGACUGGGGACGAAUACUCAUGUCCAUGGAGCUGGCGGCCGCCCAGAAAUACUGGCACAUCCCCAGCUCCUCCGCAAUCUAUCCUGCCCCCUUUUCGGCAACCAAGAUUGUGGGCAUUUUGUGGUCCACGCGGGUGGACUACUCCACGUGGUUCGGCCUCAAUGUGGAAUACAUACACUGCAUACAGUACUUACCGUUCACGCCGCUCACCGAGGUGUUGUUGGACGCGGGGUGGAUGGAAGAGGACUAUCCCGUGGUGGCCGCAGCGCUGGGCCGGCCGGACCCGCCGCUGUCCGAUUGGUGGCGCGGGUACAUCGUCAUGGCGCACGCCAUCAUAGACAGGGAGGCCGCCUGGAAAGAGGCAGCCACCCUGGAAAGCUUCGACCUGGGCAGCACGCGGGCCAACGUGCUGUACUGGAUCGCCACGCGGCCGAGCCAGGGGGCCCCGCCCGGGACCCCGAGCCCCGCACUAGCCGUGAGCGCGCCCCAAGGGCCCGUGGUUGGGCUUCAGGGGCCCGUGGGUGGUCGUCAAGAGCCCGUGGGUGGAUCUCAAGUGCCCGGGGGUGGGCCUCAAAGACCAUUGGUUGGGUCUCAAGGGGCCGUGAGAGGGCGGGGGGUGGUGGCGGGGGAGGAGAUGGCGGUGGAUGGCUGCAGGCAGUGCUCCUGCAAGUGCGACUGCAGCGAGGUGGGCGCGGGAGAGAGGGAGGAGGAGUGCAGGUGCGCGUGCCGGUGCAGGAGGGUCGAGGGAAGGUCGGACUACUGCUUGGCGAUCUAG
Ostreobium quekettii is the source of this 2271-nucleotide messenger RNA. NCBI's taxonomy places the organism in Eukaryota, Viridiplantae, Chlorophyta, Ulvophyceae, Bryopsidales, Ostreobiaceae. The record is from the annotation of a GenBank genome assembly.